Messenger RNA from Scutellospora calospora, 195 nucleotides. Lineage: Eukaryota; Fungi; Glomeromycota; Glomeromycetes; Diversisporales; Gigasporaceae. The record is from the annotation of a GenBank genome assembly.
UUUAUUGAUAAAAAAUUGCUGGCAUUGGUAAAAUUAACUAUUAUGACUGAACUAAUACUUAUCAAGACUAGUGAAAGUGAAAAAAUAAAGAAAUUUUGUCAGCAAGAACAUAUUAAUUACGAAAUCUACCAAGAAGAAAUUCCAGCCAAACAAAUUAGUGAAUCCGAACUAGAACAAGCUUAUCGAGAAGCUUGA